This is a messenger RNA of Aspergillus sclerotioniger CBS 115572, 4514 nucleotides long. RefSeq names its product ATP-binding cassette transporter. Gene Ontology annotation, biological process: transmembrane transport. Gene Ontology annotation, molecular function: ATP hydrolysis activity; ABC-type transporter activity; ATP binding. Gene Ontology annotation, cellular component: membrane. The coding region runs from base 1 to 4425 and encodes 1474 amino acids. NCBI's taxonomy places the organism in Eukaryota, Fungi, Ascomycota, Eurotiomycetes, Eurotiales, Aspergillaceae. The record is from RefSeq and is a predicted model, not a curated record. The transcript is spliced from 10 exons.
AUGGAAGACGCCACUAUUGCUGAGUCGGUCAGUUCUGGCGGUAAGCCAGGCAGCAUUAGGGGGAAAGUAGAUUCGCCAGACAUAUCAGUUGAAGAUCAGCGUGAGAUCAUGAAUCUAGCAAGACGUCUCACGGCAGACUCAACGAGAUGGCACGAUCCACCAAAUCCUUUCCUCAACUGCGACGAUCCGAGUCUAGAUCCCAAUUCCUCAAAAUUCAACGCUAGACAUUGGGCAAAAGCGGUUCUCCAAUUGACUGCGCAAGACCCUCACAGGUUUCCACAGCGUACGGCAGGCGUCUCAUUCCGGAAUCUCAGCGUGCACGGGUAUGGCCGUUCAACCGCCUAUCAAAAAGAUUUUUUGAAUGCAGUCCUGCAAGUGACCGAUCUGGUGGGUGGUUUGAUCAACCGAGGUGACCGCAAGCUUCAGAUCUUGAAGGAUCAUGACGGGCUCUUGCGCAGCGGAGAAAUGCUCCUUGUCCUGGGAAGGCCUGGCAGUGGAGUGUCCACAUUGUUGAAGACAAUUGCUGGCCAAACCAAAGGGUUGUCCUUGGAUGAUUCGACAGAAUUCAAUUAUCAAGGUAUCCCUUGGGACAUAAUGCACCGGAAAUUUCGCGGCGAUGCAACCUACCAAGCGGAAACGGACGUACACUUCCCUCAUCUGACAGUCGGGCAGACCCUUUUAUAUGCGGCCCUAGCUAAAACUCCCCGCAACCGACUGCCGGGAGUCUCUCGUGAAACCUACGCAACUCAUCUGCGUGACGUGGUCAUGGCCGUGUUUGGAAUCUCCCAUACGGUUAACACAAAGGUGGGGGAUGACUUUAUUCGCGGGGUGAGUGGCGGCGAGAGAAAGCGAGUCAGCAUUGCUGAAUUAGCUCUCACCCAAAGCUGUAUACAGUGCUGGGAUAAUAGCACUCGUGGUCUCGAUAGCGCUACAGCAUUGGAGUUUGUGCGCACAGUGAGACUCUCCGUCAACAUGGCUGGGACUGCGGCGGCUCUAGCUCUAUACCAGGCGUCACAACAGGCGUAUGAUGUCUUUGAUAAGGUAGCAUUGCUAUACGAGGGCCGACAAAUUUACUUUGGCCCUGUCGAUCAAGCGAAAUCAUUCUUUACUGAACUGGGCUACCAAUGUCCCGAACGACAAACUACAGCAGACUUUCUCACAUCCCUCACCAACCCCGUCGAGAGGGUGAUCCGACCGGGUUUUGAGUCUCGUGUACCUCGUACCCCGGACGAGUUUGCAAAGUGCUGGAAGGAGAGCCGAUUGAGGAGUGAACUUUUAAAGGAAAUAUCUCUCUUCGAAAACGAGCAUCCGCUGGGAGGGUCUAUGUUGGAGAAGUUCGAACUCUCUAGAGACGCCGAACAAUCUUCAUUGAUGACCGCCAACUCACCCUACACGAUCUCCGUCCCGCAACAAAUUGCCUUGUGUAUCCAACGGGGCUAUCGCAGGAUCCUUGGGGAUACGUCCUUUUUGAUUGUUACUGUUCUUGGCAAUUUUAUUCUCUCCCUCAUUCUGGGCAGCGUUUUCUACCAUCUCUCGGACUCAAGUGCCAGCUUUACCGAUCGAUGUACUCUUCUAUUUUUUGCCUUGCUCUUCAACGCACUGAACAGUGCUUUAGAAAUAUUAGCGUUGUACGCCCAACGACCCAUAGUCGAAAAGCACGCAUCUUACGCCUUCUACCAUCCGAUGUCGGAAGCAGUGGCGUCCAUGAUAUGUGACCUCCCAUGCAAGGUUCUUUCUACGCUGUCAUUCAAUCUGCCGCUGUACUACAUGUCUAAUCUGCGACGUGAAUCCGGCCAUGUGGUAAUAUACCUGCUGUUCGCAUUCCUGUCGACCUUGACCAUGUCGAUGAUUUUCCGCACCAUUGCGCAAUUGACGCGUACAAUCGCACAGGCUCUCACCCCUAUCGCACUGGGUGUUAUUGGCCUGGUGGUCUAUACGGGGUUCGUGUUGCCUACUCGCAAUAUGCAGGUGUGGUUGCGUUGGCUCAACUACAUAAACCCGAUCGCAUACUCGUACGAAACGUUGGUUGCAAACGAGUUUCAUCAUCGCGAAUUCGAGUGUGCUAGCUUCGUCCCAUCCGGUCCAGGGUAUGAGAAUAUCUCCAGUACAGAAAGAACUUGCUCUGUGGCAGGCGCUUCCGCCGUCUCGAGCCUGGUGAGUGGAGAUGCGUACGUUGAGGCGAACUAUGGCUAUUACUACUCCCAUACCUGGAGGAAUCUGGGUAUCCUUAUCGCCUUCGUUAUCUUUUUCAUGACGACGUACCUUAUAAUUGCCGAGUUUCUCGUGUUCAACUAUUCCAAGGGCGAAGUAUUGGUAUUCCAGCGCAGGCACAAGGUGGCUCUCGACAGCAGAAAUCAUACGGCUGAUGAGGAAUGCAGCGCUGAAAAGAUGAAUCAACAUUCCAUGGAUCUGAAAGGGGGCUCAGAAAAGACCAUCAACUUUCAGUUCGAAUCUAACACGUUACAUUGGAGAGAUGUAUGCUACGAUGUGCCUAUUAAGGGACAAAUGCGACGGAUUGCCGAUAAUAUCGAUGGAUGGGUGACCCCUGGCACUCUUACCGCAUUGAUGGGGUCUUCAGGCGCUGGGAAAACCACACUCUUGGACCUUUUAGCAAGCAGGGUCAAAGUCGGCGUUGUCUCAGGUACUGUCUGUGUUAAUGGCAGUCCACGGGACCCUUCUUUUCAGCGGAGGGUGGGUUAUGUCCAGCAGCAAGACGUGCAUUUGGAGACAAGCACAAUCCGAGAAGCACUUAGGUUCAGCGCUCUCCUAAGACAGCCGGCCUCGGUAAGCAAGGCGGAAAAGCUACAAUACGUCGAGGAGGUCAUUGAUCUAUUGGAAAUGCGACCGUAUGCUGAGGCCGUGGUUGGCAUUCCUGGAGAGGGUCUCAAUGUGGAACAACGGAAGCGGUUGACUAUUGGUGUUGAACUUGCUGCGAAGCCAGAUUUGCUACUAUUUCUCGACGAACCAACAUCGGGUUUGGACAGUCAGACAGCGUGGUCUAUCUCCUUGCUUCUGCGCAAGCUGUCCGACCAUGGACAGGCCAUUCUGUGUACAAUCCAUCAGCCGUCGGCAAUCCUCUUCCAGCAAUUCGAUCGGCUACUCCUGCUGGCUAAAGGCGGUCGUACAGUCUAUUUUGGACCCAUCGGGGAGAACUCGGAGACCCUGACCGGCUAUUUCGAAAGGCACGGCGCUCGGCCUUGCGCAAAAGAGGAGAAUCCUGCUGAAUGGAUGUUGGAGGUCAUCGGUGCUGCCCCGGGGAGUGCACCAGUAUGUGACUGGCCUGCAACGUGGAAAGACAGUCCUGAAUUUCGAGCAACUCGGAAGGAGCUGGAACGGCUGGAGAGGCCUGGAUCUCCGGGACCCGACCAAGGCACUGGCUCAUCGCAGCAAUACGCGGCUCCGUUUCACAUCCAACUGUGGCUGUGUACGAAGCGUGUCUUUGAACAGUAUUGGCGCUCUCCUUCAUACAUCUAUGCUAAGCUGAUACUGUGCUUUGGAGCGGCCCUAUUUAUUGGUCUUUCAUUCUUGAAUACAAAGGUAACCGUCCUUGGGCUCCAGCACCAAACAUUUGCCAUUUUCAUGUUGCUCGUCAUUUUCGCAUUUCUCGCCUAUCAGACCAUGCCCAAUUUUAUCAAACAGCGUGAUCUAUAUGAGGUUCGCGAGCGGCCAGCUAAAACAUAUGCCUGGUCUGCGUUCAUGAUGGCCAACAUCAUAGUCGACAUUCCCUGGAAUUCUCUUGCGGCUGUGUUGAUAUACCUUCCUUUCUACUACAUCAUCGGGAUGUACCGCAAUGCCGAGGAGACUCAUGCAGUGACCGAAAGAAGCGGUCUCAUGUUUCUACUUAUUUGGUCUUUCAUGAUGCAUUGUGGCACAUUCACCAUAAUGGUUGUCGCGGGUGUGGCAACAGCUGAAGUUGGGGCCACCCUCGCUCUGUUGCUCUUCUCGAUGAGUCUCAUCUUCUGCGGUGUUAUGGCCAGUCCGGCAAGCCUCCCGGGGUUCUGGAUCUUCAUGUACCGAGUGUCGCCUAUGACGUAUCUCGUCAGCGGCAUGCUUUCUACUGGAUUAGGGAAUGCCGAGGUUGAGUGCUCGGAUUUGGAGCUCAUUGUCAUUCAACCUCCGAGCAACGAGACUUGCGCCAGUUAUCUUGCCUCAUACAUGCAAAUCGCUGGAGGUGCAGUCUAUAACCCCCAGGCUACUGCUAACUGUGAAUACUGCGAGAUGACCAACUCGAACGUGUAUCUCGAGGAGCUGUCUGCCUCAUAUAGCGAACGUUGGCGCAACUUCGGUCUUAUGUGGGCCUACAUUGCUUUUAACGUGUUUGCUGCAUUGUUCUUGUAUUGGUUUGUGCGAGUCCGAAGCGGCUCCACAGCUUCUGUUUUCCGCCGGUUGUCCAAAUUGACUUCCCGGGGCUCGACAAAGCAAUGAAGAUUGUCGGUAGGUAUCUAUCGCUGGCUGCGAUAAAUUGCCUUGGGUCUUUCCAAGACCUAAGAUGGCAUGGUUGGGCUACAAUUCCC